CAAAAUUUAAUAUUUAAUAUUAUCUUUUCAUCUUUUUCUUAAGACUUCGUCCUGUUAUAUCUUUAACUAAACAGUCUAAAGAAACUAUUUUGUUAAUUCUGGUAGCAAUUAUUUUGUUCACUGAGGGUAGUUUGUUAGCUUUGUUCUCAAACCCUCUCCUUUCUCUGAGACUUGAAUAAAUUAAUAUUAUUAUAAGAUAUAAAAAUGGGUGAUACAAGUAACGAGUACAAAACAUCGAUCUUUGAUGCUGUGGAAUUACAAGUAAACGGAAUAUUAAAUCCUACGAUACACGAACACAGUCUUUUGCAAAGUUUUGUUAGUGUAGGAGGAAACAUUGAUAAUACAGAUGUGAAACAAUCUAAUGAAGAAUCUAAAAACAUAAAUAGAAAAGCACGUGCUAGACAUUGUCUUGGAAAAAAUGAAGAAAACAAUGAUCUUGAUAAUCGAGAAACGGAUAAUGGCGAUACGAAUAAAACGAAAAGGACGAAUAAACGAAUCAAGGAUAAAAUUGAUACAUCUUUUAUAGAAGCUCAAGUACAAAUGCAGAAAUCAAGAUUGAAACAAAGAAGCAAUAAUGCUCCACGUCAAGAAGAAAUUUAUACAGAUAAAGAUCGUGCUGCUGCUGUUAAUAUGGGUAGCAAGGAUAUUAAACAAUCCUUAAAGCAAAAAAAACGACAAGACCGCGAUAAAAGUCCAUUACUUUCGGAUACUGCCGAGCCAGGUUCUGUUCUAGAAUUAGGAAAACGUGAAAUGCGACUUGGCAACGUCAAUGCCGCAUUUAAUUUUAUAAAUAAGGCAUUGGAGUUGAGUCCUAAUGAUGCUAAUGCGUUGAUAGCACGAAGCAAAUGUUAUCUUCUAUUGGGUAAUCCACAAAACGCAUUGCAGGAUGCUGAAACUGCAUUGCAAUGUAAAUUAAAGGAUUCAGUGAACGCUCGUGCUGUAUAUUAUAAAGCGGAAGCUUUAUAUUAUCUUGGUGAUUUCGAGAUGAGUCUGGUAUACUAUUACCGUGGAAUGAAAAUGCGACCAGAGUUUGGACAAUUUCGAUUAGGAGUACAAAAAGCGAGAGAUGCAAUACGUAAUAUAUUGAAUCAUGGUUAGGAAAGAUUAUUAUAAUAUAAACGUAUGAAAAUCUAUAUAAA
This is a messenger RNA of Polistes dominula (European paper wasp), 1139 nucleotides long. RefSeq names its product outer dynein arm-docking complex subunit 4-like. Lineage: Eukaryota; Metazoa; Arthropoda; Insecta; Hymenoptera; Vespidae. The record is from RefSeq and is a predicted model, not a curated record. Gene Ontology annotation, molecular function: protein binding. Gene Ontology annotation, cellular component: cytoplasm.